AUGAGAUUUACUAUUCUACUUGUCAUCGCCUUCGCAGCCUUCGUUUUCGCAAAGCCCCAUCCCAGGAAAGAUUCCAGCAGUGAGGAGGAUCGCAAACACAAGGGUCCUCACAAGCACCAUGAUCACCAUCAUCGCCGUACAUUCCGUCCACGUCCCACUAUUCCAAAAAGCAUCACCACUCCUGCAGAGCCUGAACAAAGCAGUCAACUUCCUGUCAUCACCACAUCAGCUGCUGAGAUUGUCGUGACCGAUGUUGUGACUAGUGGAUCCACUUUUGUUCCGGAUGUUGUUAGCACUGAAGGAAGCCUUACCACUAAAGCAGUGCCUGAGCCAAGCACAGGUCUUCCCGCUGUCAUCACAUCAGCUUCUGGUGUAGUCGUGACCGAUGAUGUCGCCAGUAGAAUCACUUUUAUACCGGGUGUACUGAGCACUGAAGGGAGCAUAAUCACUCAAGCGGAUUUUGACCCAAGCACAAAUAUUCCCGAAGUUGCAAGUACACCCGGCACAGAAGUAGGUCCGCCAGUCACAGCAUCGGUCACGACAACCUCUGCAGCUGAUGUGGUAAUGGCAGGAGGUUGGGUGCUUUGUUCAGGCUCUGCAGGAGUAGUGAUGCUUUGUGGAAUAGUGGGACGUGGACGGAAUGUACGUCUAGGAUGA
Strongylus vulgaris is the source of this 657-nucleotide messenger RNA. Lineage: Eukaryota; Metazoa; Nematoda; Chromadorea; Rhabditida; Strongylidae. The record is from the annotation of a GenBank genome assembly.